Molecule: messenger RNA, 603 nt
Organism: Cylindrotheca closterium
Lineage: Eukaryota; Bacillariophyta; Bacillariophyceae; Bacillariales; Bacillariaceae
Source: the annotation of a GenBank genome assembly
AUGAAGAAGUCUACCUUGAUUUCACUCCUUGCGACAAGUCUCUGCUGUAGCGAAGGCAACGCCCUGGUGGACAUUGCUCUUCCAACAGCCGCAUCGCUAAUCGCUUCACAGAGUCAUGCAGCAUUUUCUCCAGCAACCACUUUUGCUCAGUCAACGAUCGCCACCUCCAGUAUUUCAAUGGCCGACAGCCUAUCACUACCGCAAAUGGCUGGGCCGGAUUCUUUUACGGACGUGGCCCACUUUGCCCUUGAUUUCUCGGGCCUUCUCAGCAAUCCUUCCAGAUUGAUGAUGCGGCUCUCAGCACUUGGCUCCUCCAGCCUUGACAUUGCCGAAACCAUACCGCUGACCACGGAGCCUCCCUCCUCCCCAUUGGUAGAGGCUGAAGUCCUGACAGACAUGGCACACGUUGCCUUGGACUUUUCUGGUUUACUCAGUCCGUCCAAGUCCAUGAUGCGCCUGUAUUCCAUAAUCGGGCGACUAUUUGCCUUGAGUGCUGACUACCUACCAGAUCAUACUGUUCAUCCAGAAGAAUUGAUGAUUCAAUUGUUCUUGAUCUGUGUGACUAUGCGAGAACUGAUCCAAGAGAAGCCUAUCAAGUCAUGA